Messenger RNA from Capsicum annuum, 711 nucleotides. Its product is annotated as 54S ribosomal protein L37, mitochondrial. Gene Ontology annotation, molecular function: structural constituent of ribosome. The coding region runs from base 162 to 554 and encodes 130 amino acids. The transcript has 2 exons. Lineage: Eukaryota; Viridiplantae; Streptophyta; Magnoliopsida; Solanales; Solanaceae. Gene Ontology annotation, cellular component: mitochondrial large ribosomal subunit. The record is from RefSeq and is a predicted model, not a curated record.
UGCGAAAAAAAAUAAAAAAUACAAACUUUCUCCUCUCCCAUUUCUUCCUCAGGCUAAACAAGACAUUUUGUUGAAUUUGGCAAAUGUUGAGUUAGUAACGCUGCACAAGGAAUAAUGUUUUGACACGAUUUGUACUGGUUGAUGCUGCAGGGACAAGGACUAUGGCAUUAACUUACAUCAGGUCAUUGAGAAACGUUAACUUACAUAAGGAGUUUAUUCGAAUAGGAGGCUGCAGAACAUUUGCUGUUGGUAAAAAGAAGGGUGGAAAAGGCGGUGCAGCUGGAGAUGCUCCAAAGGCGUCGAAAAUUAGCAAGGAAGUCAAGGCCAGUACAGUAGUCGGUGCAAAUAUUCUCAAGGAUGGAGUCGAUCCAAAAGUGUUGCCCGACUCAGAAUACCCCGAUUGGCUAUGGCACUUGCUGGAUAAACGCCCGGCACUUAGUGAACUAAGGAGGAAAGAUCUCGAGUCUCUCCCUUACGAUGACCUCAAACGUUUUGUCAAGCUGGAUACCCGAGCUCGGAUCAAGGAAAACAAUUCUGUUAGGGCCAAGAACUGAAAUUUUUGCUUUUUACAUGGAGCUAUAAGUUGAUUUGUUGUGAUUUUAGACAUUAUUUUGAAUUUAUCAGCUGCUUUAUUAUUGAUUUCCUACAAGUUCGUCCUACUAUUUUGAACAUGAUUGAGCUCUUGGUUAAAAGAAUUUUGAUACUUUUUUA